AAGCCUCAUACCUGAGAAAGGGACUUUGAAGUCCCACAGUGGCGCAAAAUCAUAAUCCACAUUAUUCUUUGUCUAGUCACGCACCCGUUCCUCCCCGUAUUUGUCAUGAUCGCGCCUAACAGGACACUCUUUUAGAGCUGAUUUCUUGUCAGCAUGGGUGUGGCGUUGUUGGUUUCACUUGGGUCUUAGCCUUCUUCUAUUGGCUCGUCCAUUCCUGGAAGCUGCGACUUGGGCUACGAUUAUCCACCAAUCACGUAUCAAUGAUGGUACCAGGCUGAGAGAUUUGGAGCCGCCUUCGCGGGAUCCAAUAAGCGCUUGGCCGGCCCUUCAACUACUGUGGUCCAGGUUCAUGUACCCAGGCACUGCGAGAAGGAUGCGUCAAACAUACGACAAGCGCCCUUGGUCCCUGGUCAUUGUUUUUUUCCUACUCAAUGUCAUUCUCGCAGCGUCGCCGUCAUUUAUUUCCGGUCGUAUUGUCAAUAUAUUAACAUCGGUAUCGCAUCAGCGUGUCGAAUAUCAGGAGAUCACAGUCGAAGGCGACUUAUCAGAGAACGAUGCUUCAAACACUACAGCUCUUGUGACGGUUUUUAAUCAAGCCUCCCAGCUUCUACCGAACGGCAGUGGACUCAGGACACUCACACAAAAUAUGACGACACCCACACGGAGCACUUACUCCACUAGUGCAGCCACUGACCCCUCUAGUACCAACGCUAUUGACCUUGGAUCUUUGUUAAGAUAUCCGCGCUGGAGCAUCAGGAUUCACUGUGAGAAGAUCCCUGAUGGGUCAAAGAACAUGUCUUCCAAUGGGUUCACGUAUCUAUUCACACCUCGAGAAACAAUGGAGGGCUUAUUUUCUUCUUUCAAUCUGAUAUUCUUCUCCGAUCUAGAGGAGAGCGUGGCAGACGUCCUCCAGCUCAACGAUACUCUGCCCUCUACUGUGGACGUUAAUGGGACCGCACUUGCAGCAACAAUAGUGUUGCUCAACGAACCUUGAUCAUAUGAUUGACAGAGUUGUCGUGUAAGACGCC
This is a messenger RNA of Guyanagaster necrorhizus, 1028 nucleotides long. RefSeq lists its product as uncharacterized. The record is from RefSeq and is a predicted model, not a curated record. The transcript has 8 exons. Lineage: Eukaryota; Fungi; Basidiomycota; Agaricomycetes; Agaricales; Physalacriaceae. The coding region runs from base 350 to 994 and encodes 214 amino acids.